AUGCAUAAAUACUACAUAUCGCUAUUACUGGUGCGCCUUGUACUGCCAGCAUCACUUCUACUUGGCAUAGCGCUCCGACCCUUCGGACUUUCUCUCAUAUAUCUACUGUUGUAUUUGAUAUCACCGUUCCCGCAUGUUCCUGAUGCUUCGACAAUCCAAGGAUGUCGUGGGAAAUGUCUUCAGCUCAAUUUCAUAGUUUCAAUCCUACUGUUGCUGGUACACGGAGCCUGGCACGGUAUAUUGGCCGGGUUUCCGCCUUAUGGCUCGCUGCUAGAACAAUAUCCCAUCAUACAGACUAUAGGAUAUAACCUUGGACUGGUAUCUUAUGUGGGCAUAGAACCACUUAUGGCCGUACAUUAUUUAGCUCCUGAACUGGUUGUUAUGCUGGCAUCUGUCUGUGUAUAUUUUAUUGUGCGAUCGUUACUUAUGAGCUCCCCAAGUGACGAAAUCGUCAGGAAGGACACGAAAUAUCAGCGUUUUCCUUUACUGACGAGUGCAGGAAAGUACAUGGCUCUCUUCCUUUUAAUGUUUUCUGGUAUAAUGCGACCGAGUGUGACAUCUGGUAUUUACUUCCUGGUGUUUAUGGGGGCGGCGACCGCCUGGGCUUUAGGGAAACCAUUGGAAAAGGGAUUCGCUGUUGUAAGCAGAUGUGUGAUGGCUAUCAUGGGGGUGCAUAUAGCAGUGCUGCUGGUGUAUCAGAGCACAUGGAUUAUAGAAAUCUACCCUCCAGAUAUGGAUAUGGCUAGAUAUUUCGGUCUCACGAAACUGGUAAUUCUAAACGAGACAGAAGCAAGUUUCACGUACGAAGUGACUGAUGACUAUAAGUGGGCGACAUUGGCUAGUCCAUUGGUCAUACUGUUUUCAUAUUUCUUCCUUGCCAUAGAGUCUCGCGAACUGUUUAAGCCGAAGGCGAGGAAAAAGAACCUUCUGUCUGGGCUAGAGGCGGGCAAGUUGAACGGGUCGUUGGUACGAGCGGUGUCAUUCAACCGCGGCAAUCGACCCUCAUCAAAAGAAAAAUGGAAAAAUGCUACAAAGAAAGUUCGCCUGUUGCGUGGCGCGAGUCCCAGCAAACGUUGGUCGGCGCGGGCUCUUCACCAGGACUCAACCGGCUCCGUGGUUGUACCUGAUGAAGAAUCCGUAACCGAAGUAGCAGAACCAACUCUGAUGGAUGACAUUAUUGCGGCCAUCGUGGAUUUCUUCCAAGUUCUCAUCAGAUCGUCCUACAUCGCCACAACUAUAACCAUGAUGGCUUGGAGUAUAAUGUUCCAUUCCUGGUUGACGUUUGUGUUCUUGAUGUGGGCUAACAUAGUGUGGCUAUGUCAGGACCAGCGAUCCUUCAUGCUGAGGACAAGUCCUGUACUCGUCCUCUACGCGAUGCUGUUGCUGGUAGCGCAGUAUAUAUAUGGAAUGAAUCUAACGGAGAGUGAAUUACCUAGCAAUAUAACGGAAGUGAACCUGCAUCAGAUAGGGUUGGGUCGUUCGUCGGGCGAGCCGUGCGUCACGUUGUUGAUCAAGUCCUUGUUCACGUGUAUGUUCUGGGUGACGCUCAGACAACGCGUCCAGGAGCUGAGGGCCAGGUCCGACCAGGGGGCGCCGCUGCAGCUCACCUCCUUGGGUUCAGAGGAGCGUCCAUCUCGUCUACUCAGCAUCAUAGGCGACUGUCUCCGCGCCGCGUGCGCCCGCUACUGGAUCUACGUUGUAGUCAUCAUGCUGUUCGUCAUCGGCAUCACCGGCGAGAGGAUGACCAUCUUCAGAAUCAUAUAUAUGUUCCUCUUCCUAGUCUUCAUACUGAUGUUCCAGAUAAGCUGGUACUGGUGGCGUCGCCUGAUGUACGUGUUCUGGAUCACAGUCAUCAUAUACUCGAUGAUCAAUCUCAUACUGAUUUACAUAUAUCAGUUCGACAACUUCUCUAAGACUAUUGAAACAUAUCUUCUUAUCAACGAGCGACUGCAACACGAUUUAGGUCUAGAGCCAUAUCACCCAGCAGAUUUGUUCGUGAAGCUUUUGACGCCGACUCUGUUCCUGAUCAUAACUAUAAUGCAAGUUCACUACUUCCAUAAAGACUUCAUGGCGCUGUCAGAUCCGAAGACAAGGACGAAUAGUAUCGCUAAGGAUCCGGGUUCGAGUAGACCGAGUCAGGGCGGCAUUUCGACACAAAGAGAUGAUGUGCCCCCCCUCCCGUUGGAAGCCGGUCCUGCUGAAGCUGCUGCUACUGCUGCCGCUUCUCCUACUGGUGCUGCUGCUGCCGGUCCAUCAGACGAGCGUCGUCCGAACAGCGACACCGAGCCUGACCACUCCAUAGACACAGCCUCGGGCAACGCUACCGCUAGACGUUCUAUCUUUAGGAACCGUAACCGGUCGUACACCAACGCAUCUGAAUCCGGCGUGGUGGGUGCAGCUCGCGCCAUCAUCAGCCGUCGCGUGCUCACGGUGAGGCGGAACAUGUCCCGGGCCGUUGACCUCGUGUUCACUCUACUCGACCUUCAUCUACUCAAGAUCAUAUUCCUCUCCCUGAUGCUGCUCUGUGUCUUUAAUGUGUCAGCGAUGCAUGUGCCGAUAAUGCUGAUAAUAUCACCAGCGCUGCUGCUGAGCGGCAGGAAGCAGCGUCUGUGUGUACUCUUCAUAUCGAUACUUAUCAGCGUGUACUUCAUGGCGAAGAUGGUGUAUCAGAUAGAAUAUAUUAAACAUUCAUACUUUGAUGUUAACUGUACCAGAACGACCGAGAACGACACCUUGAAUGUGACUACAUACAACAACGCUGAGUGGGUGGGCUUCCGUAAAACGUCACAGACGAAACCUUUAGUCAGUUUGCUCCAAGGAUACAUCGGUUUGAUAGCCGUGUUCACCUUCUACUCGCUCGUCACAUACAGACAGAAGAACAUUAGAGAUCUAGGCUUGAUGCCGGGUCAUAACGAGAAGAUUAUGUUCCCGGAAGUGACGCGAAAGGAGGCGGAUAAGGACCUACUACACUGUUUAAAGUAUUUCGUAAAUUAUGGCUUUUACAAAUUCGGCGUCGAGAUGACUCUAAUAUGUCUGAUGGGUGUGAUCGGUUCCCGUAUGGACGUGUACGCGGCGGUGUAUGCCGGCUGGCUGCUCGUCCUGGCGGCGGCUGGUCGAGCUCGUCUGUGUUCCCUGUGGUCGUCCUUCACAGCCACAGUCACCGUGCUCGUGAUGCUCCAGUACCUCAUCGCUGUUGGAUUCAUGCCGAACUUCUGUGUCCAGUAUCCAUGGAGCGGGAAUGAUCAGCAAAUGAAGCAUAUCAGGACGUGGUUGUUCCUGCCCUACACGGACGAACCUCCUCACGCCGUCAAACUGGUCUUUGAUUACUUCCUACUAUUGUUCGCUUCCCGUCAGCUGAGAGUGUUCCGACUGGAGAAGAGUCAGGGCGACUCAUACCCCGGGGGCAGCAACAGCGAGGAUGUUGGCAAAGAUUGGGAGACUGCUAACUUUGUGAACCCCGUACCAGACUUUUUGGGUUACGUUGGGUCGUGGCUGGACGUCCUCAAGCGCAUGAUAUUCCUGGGCAUGCUGUGGGUGACGCUCGCCAUCAUGUUCAUGACGGGCACCAACAGGGUCAACCUGUUCUCUAUGGGAUAUUUAAUAGGCUCCUUCAUCUUCCUCUGGCAAGGAACAGACUUCUAUCUACGACCGAAGGAAGCGAUAUUGCAAUGGUGGUCUUGGUUGCUUCGUUACAAUGUAGCCGUGGUGGCUAUCAAGGCUCUCCUACAGAUCCCGGGCUGUAUGUUCGCGGCGGCCAUGCAGGAGCACGCCUGCUGGCUCGUGCAGCUACUAGGGAUAGGAUGUGUGGAUAAAUUCGCUGGCGGGAACAUAGCGAGAUUCCUCAAGAUGCAGUACGAAAAGGACUCUGCUUGUUCAGUGCCACAAGAAGAUAUAGGUUUAGCGUGGGAUGGCGUGUGUUUUGCCUUCUUGAUUCUUCAAAGAAGAUUAUUCCACAGUUACUAUUUUUAUAGGGUCAUAGAUGAAAGCAAAGCUACCACAGUCCUAGCUUCUAGAGGAGCGGAGUUGAUUGAAGAACUGAGACAAAAACAAAUGAAUGUGCAGGAAGAGCAGGAAGUCAAGAUUUUAGAAAAAAUUAAGGUGAAAAUGGAAAGGAUAAAAGCCAACCAGAAAAAAAUACAAGGAGUAAUGUCUAAGGAACCCGUCCAUCAUGAUGCCGUUACUUCAAAUGCAAUCGAAUCGAUAGAAGAGGAGGAUGAGGAGGAGGAAGAGGAGGAGGAGGAGACCCAGCCCGGGGAGACGGAACAGAUACCGCUAGUGAGGGGAGACUCGGAGGAGUCCCGCCGCGGGUACCACACGCCCACACCGGCCACCCCGCGAGGCUUCCACACUCCUAUAAGCGAGCCGUCCGCCCCUCCCUCCCCUGUCCGUCAUACCCUGCCCCCCUCCCUCCCCCUGGGUGCUCCCAGCUCCCAGGGCGGUCCCCCCUCCCCAUCCUCGGCUCUGAUGACGGUCUCGUUGGACGCAUACCUCGAACCCAGACGCAUAUCGUUCGAGUCCCCGCCGUCAUCAGAGCUGCUCCCCCGUGCUCAGUCCCCCGAGGAGUCGUAUCCUGUGUUCUCCCCGCCCCCUAUCCGUCGUCGUCACACAGUGGCCAGCCCCAGCCUCCUACAGCGGACCUCCAUCAUAUCUCACUCGAGCCGAGCGGAACCGAACUCACACCAUACUUCUGUCAGAUCUGGAGACUACUACAUGUUUGACGAGUUCGAUGACACUGACAUCCACUUGAAGGACGACGAAUCAAGCUCGGAUGAAGAUGCACCCAAAGAAAUGGGUUUCGGCAAGUUGGUGUCGGCGGUGAUCAAGACGGACGUUCGGCGCGCGGUGUCGCUCCGUCGGGCUUCGAUGCCGGCGGUGCGGUCGAGGCGACCCUCGCGCCCGUCCUCCGCUACUUAUCCCUUCUCUUUCCCGCAACAGGCGAGUCCUCCAUCUCCCCGCGCUCAGAGUGUUCGUGAGACCGAUGUGGACAUCCGUCUAGACUCAGACCGUGACCGGCCCGCGGUCGGCCCGGACAUCGACGACUACGCCCCACCACCUGAAACUUGGAUGGACAAAUUGAAAGGCUUCUUGGACACAGCGGGCGCGUUCGUGAGAAGCAUUCUGGUCUCACUAACGAGACAUCUGAUGAAGUAUUCAAGAGACUACAGAUACGUGUCACGAACACUGUCCGUCGAAAAGAAAAGGCUUAAGGAAAAGGAAGGUUUCGGAAUCGGUUUGAGGGAAGGUUCACAAAUGAUAUGGGAGCCAUUACCAGAGACGUUGUUACAUCACCGUAAGUUAAGCGAAUUAAGCGUUCCGGAAAUCCGGAUCUUGGCGGCGAGUGCGGAGGGACUGGACGAGUCGCCCGACCAGUCGACCGAUCGAUCGACCGACUCGGACGACACGUCCGAACACGAGAGCGCGUUUAGCUUACAGACUACCGGAAGUAAGGACGUGACGACCCUAGAGGAACAAGACGACUCAAUGUUUAAACAGGAGAAGUCUCCUAUACUCCACCUCACAUACGCGUUGUGGUACGCUAUAUUAGCGCACACGGACAUCGUCUGUUACAUCAUGGUGUUUAUAAACCAGAUACAAUCAGCGACAAUUCUCUCUAUCCCACUUCCUCUUAUGGUGUUUCUAUGGGGAACUUUGACAAUACCACGUCCGACCAAAACGUUCUGGGUCACACUCAUAGCUUACACAGAGGUGAUUGUCUUGAUUAAAAGCAUGUUCCAAUUCGAAAUACUCCCGUGGAAUCAGAAGGCCAUACCGGCAAAUAUGCCGUUCACAGCGCCACGGAUUAUUGGUAUUGAGAGGAAGUACAACUACGCCCUCUACGAUCUCUUGCUGCUUCUAAUUAUCUUCUUACAUAGGUUCAUGUUGAAGUCGCUCGGUCUAUGGAAGGAGUCGACUCCAGAGGCUGAAGUUCGUGAGGACAUGGAGUACCGACUAGGACCAGAGGAUACGAGGAUGUUGGUAGAGGGACGCGGAGCUGAGGUGGGGAGGAAGUAUCUACAUAUACACGACCGACCACUACGUAUACAACAUUCAGUACACGAAGUGCGUCGGGAAGACAGGAGGCCUAACGCCAUCUCUCCUCCCCAAACGACGGAGUCACAACCACAAACCCAAAGCCAAUCCCUUCCUCACCACCGCCUACAAUCCCAACCUCUUACCGACAACCCUGACUCCCAACCCCAAAACGAAACCAGCAUGAUGGGGUCGAUAAUGAGAUAUCUGCGAUCAUACACCGACUGGGCGUAUCGGAGUACAGAGGAUAGGAUGUCCCAUAUGACCGGAAGAGACACAGCGGCCGCUGACCGCGCGGAUAAUGAACAGGAACCGGGCACCUCCAAGAUGGCGGACGACGAACAUUACAAAGUGAACGACGACCAAGAGCCGAUCAUAGCUGUGACUACGACGGUGGAGGACACAUACAGUCACUACCCAGAUGUUAUAGUACUAUCUAUGAAGCGCUACCUCCGGCCUACGAUGCACUUCUUCCAGCGUAUGUUGACCCCCGGCGCUCGCGUCACGGCGGAUAUAUACGCUUACAUGUUCCUAUGUGACUUCUUUAACUUCCUCGUCGUUAUAUUCGGAUUCGCCGCUUUUGGGACACAUCAAGGUGACGGCGGUGUCCAAGCGUAUUUAGAGGAGAACAAGGUCCCUAUACCGUUCCUGGUGAUGUUGAUCCUACAGUUCGCUCUCAUCGUGAUAGACCGCGCGCUGUACCUGCGGAAGUUCAUGUUGGGGAAAAUACUGUUCCAGUAUGGACUCAUCAUCGGCGUUCAUAUUUGGAUGUUCUUUGUAUUACCGUUCAUCACUGAGAGGACCUUCAACGCCCUUCUGCCUCCUCCCAUGUGGUACAUGAUGAAGUGCAUCUACUUGUUGCUGUCCGCGUAUCAGAUCCGCUGCGGGUACCCUCGCCGCAUCAUCGGCAACUUCUUGUGCAAAUCCUACCAUUUCCUUAACAUGAUCUGCUUCAGAGGCUUCAUGGCAGUACCAUUCUUAUUUGAGCUCCGCACAUUAAUGGACUGGAUCUGGACGGACACCUCCAUGACGCUCAUGGACUGGCUCAAGAUGGAGGAUAUAUUUGCUAGUGUUUUCCUUCUUAAGUGUUCUCGUUACGUGGAGGACGAGUUCCCUCAGCCUCGCGGCGCCAAGAAGUCAGCGACCUCCAAAUAUCUAUUGGGCGGCGGAGUGCUAGCUUUCGUCAUCGCAAUCAUAUGGUUCCCGUUGGUUUUCUUCGCUUUCGGCAACUCCGUCGGUCAACCGAACCCGCCAACUGAUGUCACCGUUAAGAUCAGAAUAGGCCCCUUCCUCCCCGUGUACCAGAUGUCUGCGCAGUCACAUAACAUCGACGUUUACACAGAGCAAGACUACACUCAGCUGAGUAACCACUACGCCCGCGACCGUAACGCACAGACGUUCCUCUCCAACUAUAUGUACAACGACGUAGCGGUGGUCACCAUCAACCCUAACUCUACCAUGAAGUGGCAGAUCUCACCACCGGAACUGGCGCGGCUGGAGCGGGAGGCUGUGUCCAACGCAUCCCUGAUGGUGAAGUUCACGUACGUGAUAACACAUCCGAGCAACAACGCGGAGAACCCUCCCACCAUGGAGAGCAACAGGGAGGUGCCGCUGGACGCGUACAUACACGGGGUCCGCAACACGGAGCGGGACACGCUGCUGCAGCUGCUGGCCGGCACCGCGCCCCCCGACACAUGGUUGAACGUGAAAACUUUAUUUCCUAAGUUCGUCAAAGUGUUCAACAAGGGGACGACGAAGCCGGCGUAUCAGCUGAUGCCGCCGAUAUCCGGAACUGAGGACGACGACGCCCGCUUCUACCGGAACGUGCAGCUGAGACUGGAACGAGAGAAAGAUGUCAUGUACUGGCGCGUCAGAGAAGCCUGCGAGCCAAGGGACUUCCUCGCAGCCAUCCCCAUGAACAACUGUGACAUGUUGGUCAUGUACACUUUCAACGACAAACUGUUCCCUGAAACAUUGAACUUUAUAUCUGGGGGAGGUAUAAUCGGUCUGUACACGACGUUCGUGUUCCUGGCGUCGCGGGUGCUGCGCGGGUUCUUCUCCGGGAUCUACACCAAGAUCAUGUUCGACGACCUGCCCAACGUGGACCGCGUGCUGCAGCUGUGUCUCGACAUAUACCUGGUACGAGAGGCGUUGGAAUUGUCUCUGGAAGAGGAUCUGUUCGCGAAGUUGGUGUUCCUGUAUCGAUCACCGGAGACUAUGAUAAAGUGGAGUCGACCCAAGGAAGACGAACAAGAACAAAGGGCACUGCCGGCGCCGCAGUGA
Molecule: messenger RNA, 8313 nt
Organism: Danaus chrysippus (African queen)
Lineage: Eukaryota; Metazoa; Arthropoda; Insecta; Lepidoptera; Nymphalidae
Source: the annotation of a GenBank genome assembly